CAUGGCAUGAAAGGAAGCCAUCCAUUGUUUACCAUUGUCAUGUGACCUGCUGUGAUUGGUCACAGCAGGUCACAUGGUACUGGCAAUGGGCCGGUACUCAGAUCUGUCAUCUGUCCGAAGUACACAGCCGGGGCGGACUGACCAUUUGGAAACUUGGGCACUGCUCGAGGGCAUGGGGUCAGUAGGGGGAGAUGCCCCUGGUACCUUUUUCAUAGACUUUUUUGAGCUUGGGCAAGGACACAGGGGCCCCAUGAUCCCCUAUUGCCCGGGGGCCCCAUGA
Staurois parvus is the source of this 280-nucleotide messenger RNA. The record is from the annotation of a GenBank genome assembly. NCBI's taxonomy places the organism in Eukaryota, Metazoa, Chordata, Amphibia, Anura, Ranidae.